Messenger RNA from Etheostoma cragini (Arkansas darter), 764 nucleotides. It is a transcript of the gene snx24, whose product is annotated as sorting nexin 24. The record is from RefSeq and is a predicted model, not a curated record. Gene Ontology annotation, molecular function: phosphatidylinositol phosphate binding. The transcript is spliced from 8 exons. Lineage: Eukaryota; Metazoa; Chordata; Actinopteri; Perciformes; Percidae. The coding region runs from base 110 to 628 and encodes 172 amino acids.
AGUCCACCAGUCUUUGUGUGUUUGGGUAUUCUGUGUGUGUGUGUGUGUGUUUGUGUGUGUGCCAUAGGAGCAGAUAUUACUUCCAAAACUGUUCGUUUGUCAAGUUAAAAUGCAUCCAGUCAGAGUGUCGAUCCCGUCGUUUCGUUCGGAAAACAACUCAAUCGAGAAAGGAUACACGGUCUUUAGAAUUGACGUUCUGAUGAAUGGCAGACAACAUGCUGUUGAGAAACGCUACAGUGAAUUCCAUGCUUUGCAUAAAGUGCUAAAGAAGACCAUAAAGCCACCUGAGAUCCCUUCCAAACAUGUUAGAAACUGGGUCCCCAAAGUCCUGGAGCAGAGGCGGCAAGGUCUGGAGCUUUACUUGCAGACUAUAAUUAUGGAAAAUGGAGUUCUUCCAAAGAUAUUCCUGGAUUUCCUAAAUAUUCGCCAUUUUCCUUCAGUGCCAAAAACAGAAAGCUGUGGGUCGUUUGAUACAGAAUCAGAGGAAUCAAAUAAACUUUCACACCAGCCUAUCUUGCUGUUUCUGAGAGACCCCUACCUGCUGCCAUCAGCUCACGAUGCAUUUUCAAAUGUUGUGAUUGAGGGUGUAGUACAUGGAGUUUUCUACCCAGAUCUUCAACCAAGGUAGAGCUGCAGAGCCAAAUCUGAAGGCAUGUCAAUACAAACGGAUGCGUCAUGUGUUCACACCAUUUUAGGUGUGCAUUGGGAAGGAUGUGACAUGUUAAGAUACACUGAGCCUCAUUUAGAUUUACCAAACCAUAAAA